CGCCCCUUUAUCUGACGUUCGGCCUCGCUGGAGAGCCGCUUCCGGAGAGGAAAGGAAGUCGUGGCGCGGUGGUUUCUGGGAGUUGUAGUUUAUCCCGUAAGAACGUGGUGUGAGAUGGCGGGGAUGGAGCUGCUGUCGGAUCAGGGAUACCGGGUGGAUGGCAGGAAGGCCGGGGAGCUGCGCAAGAUACGGGCGAGGAUGGGAGUGUUCGCUCAGGCCGACGGCUCGGCUUAUAUAGAGCAGGGGAACACCAAGGCCCUGGCUGUUGUCUAUGGGCCCCAUGAGAUCCGCGGCUCCCGCAGUAAAAUGCUCCACGACCGCUGUGUGAUCAACUGUCAGUACAGUAUGGCGACAUUCAGCACCGGCGAGAGGAAGCGGCGACCCCAUGGAGACCGCAAGUCCAGCGAGAUGACCCUGCACCUCAAACAGACAUUCGAAGCCGCCAUCCUCACUCAACUCUACCCGCGCUCUCAGAUAGACAUCUACGUGCAGAUCCUGCAGGCAGAUGGGGGUAAUUACUGCACGUGUGUGAAUGCUGCGACCCUGGCAGUGAUUGACGCUGGCAUUCCCAUGCGCGACUAUGUUUGCGCCUGCUCGGCGGGAUUCAUUGAGGACACGCCUCUUGCGGAUCUCAGUUAUGUGGAAGAAGCCACUGGAGGGCCACAACUCGCCCUGGCCCUCCUGCCAAAGUCAGAUCAGAUUGCCUUGCUGGAGAUGAACUCGCGGCUGCACGAGGAUCACCUGGAGAGAGUGAUGGAGGCUGUGAGUAAGGCUUGCAAGGAUGUAUAUACUGUACUGGAUCAGGUAGUGAGGGAACACGCACAGGAGGUCACCACUCUGCUGGGAGACACAACUACAGCUUGAUCACUCUCUCACUUCUCUCAGACUGAAAUAAACAUGGAGGUGCCCAGAUUGUAUCCAGAAUUGAUGUUUUGGAUACUAAAAUGGAAAGUGAUUAAAAUAUUUUUAUAUCUUGUAA
Molecule: messenger RNA, 979 nt
Organism: Xenopus laevis (African clawed frog)
Lineage: Eukaryota; Metazoa; Chordata; Amphibia; Anura; Pipidae
Gene: exosc4.S
Product: exosome component 4 S homeolog
Exons: 3
Coding region: 115-864 (249 amino acids)
Biological process (GO): rRNA catabolic process; nuclear mRNA surveillance; poly(A)-dependent snoRNA 3'-end processing
Cellular component (GO): cytoplasm; nucleolus; nucleoplasm
Molecular function (GO): RNA binding
Source: RefSeq, marked provisional